Python bivittatus (Burmese python) is the source of this 6818-nucleotide messenger RNA. The record is from RefSeq and is a predicted model, not a curated record. Lineage: Eukaryota; Metazoa; Chordata; Lepidosauria; Squamata; Pythonidae.
UUUAAUUCAGGUUUGCUUCUUUUUAGAAAAAUAAUCUGUUUUAGCAUACAUAUAUAGUAUCAUUAUUGAUAUAAAUUAGUUUAGUCUACAGUUUGACAAGUUCCCAAAUCUGCUAAGUCCAAAAUACUUUUCGAAUAUUUGGACCCUCUAGGAAUACCCCAUGUAUCUAAAGUUUCAACAAUUCACCAGCAAUGAUCUCUGUAGACCAAAGCAGGAUUUAAUUAUCUCCCUUUUCUCACAUGUUUCUCUCUGAGAUGUUUGCUGGGAGUCUAACACCUUAACUACAUUCUUCCCAGCUCUGCCUCCACCUCCUUAGUUUUCAAAGCCUUUCUGGGAGCCUAGCAGAACAUCUUUCAACUUCCUUACUAAAAACUUAUUUACAUGUACCUAUGAACACAUUUAUUGUUGCACCCCACUUAGUAUGCUAUCAUAAUGUGAUCACAGAAUGUCUUAGUAGGACUGACUUAAAAGUCAAUGCUGUUUUGCUUUGAAAAAAUACUUGCUUAGAUCAUUAUGCUGCUGAAACUGAGGAAAACUCAUGCUCUUUAGGCAAGAGUGAUCAGGCUAGCAAGGCAUCUGGGAAUCAUGGUAUUUUGAUUAUCACUCCAUGCCACCCACCCAGCAUCUCUGGUAGGUCUUAAGCCACAUUCCUUUCCUUGCUCUGAGAAGUUUAGGGUGAGAGCACAUGUAGAGAGGGUUUGUGAAGGGGAGGACCCAAAUGGCAGAUGGAGCUGCCCAGCACCACAGGGGUCAAUUCAUCCAAUUCGCAUAAGGAUGUUGAGUGAAAGCAAGGGGAGGACUGGGGGAAGGGGGCUGGGAUACACAGAUUUUAAGACAAGUCAAAAGGAAGGAACUACAACAGUAGGAGUGAGUGGGUGCGUGAGAGAGAUGACACAGAGUGAGGGAGGCACUGGCCAGAUCUGACUAAAGCUUUGAAAAGAAGGAGGCAACAGAAAGACACAAAUGAGCUGAGAGACCAGGCAACUUUUUUUUGGUCUUCCUUCUACACAAGACCUUUGCCACGAUUUAUCCUGCUGAGUGAUCUGGGUAAUCCAAGAGCAGAAAAGAACUUCUUCAGAGGACAUUCUUCUCUUCUUGCAGCAGAAAUGGAUAGCAGUGAUACUGACAACCACUCAGUCAUCUACGAAUGUGACUAUGAUGACUGGAGUUCUUCCAAGAUCCUCAUUCCUUCAAUCUAUUUGCUUGUUUUCUUUCUUGGCACUACUGGAAAUGGUUUGGUGCUAUGGACCAUUUUCCGGGGAGGACAAGAAAAGCGACGCUCAGCAGAUACAUUCAUUGCAAACCUGGCAAUAGCUGACCUGACCUUUGUGGUCACUUUGCCACUAUGGGCUACCUAUGUGGUCCUGGACUACCAUUGGUCUUUUGGCUCUUUUGCCUGCAAACUCAGCAGCUACCUGGUCUUUGUCAAUAUGUAUGCCAGUGUCUUCUGUCUCACAGGGCUCAGCUUUGACCGCUACUUGGCUAUUGUUCGCCCUAUAGCCAAUGCCAAGCUGAGGUCAAAGGCUAGUGGACUUCUAAUGACCAUUAUGCUCUGGACCAUGGCGGCUCUCUUGGCCUUGCCAGCCAUGAUUUUCCGGAGGACUGGAGUACUCAAUGGGAAUGACAAAGUGACAUGUUUCAUGGAUUAUUCAAGUGUGGCAACCAACAAGACUGAGGCAGCCUGGGAAGCAGGGCUUGGCUUGUCCUCCACCCUGAUGGGAUUUGUGGUCCCCUUUGCCAUCAUGCUGACUUGCUACUUCUUCAUUGCCCGUACGAUUGCAGGCCACUUCCGAAAGGAGCGCAGUGAAGGGCUGAGGAAGCGGAAGCGCCUGCUGACCAUCAUCAUCGUGCUCGUGGCCACUUUUGCCAUCUGCUGGCUCCCCUUCCACUUGGUGAAAACCAUCUACAUGCUGAUGGACUGGGAGGUGAUGCCCUUGUCCUGCAGCUUCCAUGCUUUUCUGAGCAAUCUCCAUCCGUACUGCAGCUGCUUGGCCUAUGUCAACAGCUGCCUCAAUCCUUUCCUCUAUGCCUUCUUUGAUCCCCGCUUCCGACAAGCUUGUGCGGCUGUCCUCUGCUGCACGUCGGGGCAUUUGGCUGGAGCUGCAGGAGACAAGUCAGCCAGCUAUUCGUCUGGUCAUAGCCAGAACCAUCUAGGGAAGAACAUGGAACCCGAGCGGGAGAAACAGUGCCCUGACAGCCAAGAGACUUUGCUUCAUGGGUAAAAAUGGAAUAAUGUCAAGCAGCCAUGAUGGACUUUGCAUAUAAUGAGCCUUUCUCUCUCUCUCUCUCUCUCUCUGGCCUUGAUCAUUCUAUCAUCUGAUUCUCUUUCUUUUCCUAAUGCUGCAUUUUUUAUUUUUUAUCUGGUAAGUCUGUUUUAACUGACACAAUAUUCAUCCCUUCCUUCUGUAUUUUGCUUGGUUAUUCACUGUAACAAUGUCUAUGUUAUAUAAGGGAUUAUCCUAGGAGGGGAAAACGCAUUACAUUCUGUUCUGGAACACAAUACUGCAUGCACAGCUGGUGGUUUGAAACUUACAUGGAUUUCUAGAUGAAUUUGUAGAGGCUUGUGCUGGUUAUUUGUCAACCUGAGCUUUGAAGCCUUUUGAAAACUUCUAGUUGGUUUCUGAAAUGUUCAGGGAAGCAGCAGACUUAUGCACAAAGUCCCAGGAAAUCAGGCAGGUUCAUUUUCAAGGGAAUGCAGGUGGGAGCUUGCUGCACAUCUGGUCUGUCUAUAGUCAUUCUCUGGUGUUUCAAGCCAGCUCUGAUCCAGAGUUCCUGUUUAAGAAAGGCUUCUGUUCUCCACCCCAGGCUUCUUUCAUCUUCUUAUCAGUCACUUUGAAGCAUAGUUCCUUGGCCGCUUCUGAUUCCUUCAUUUUCCUUGUCCUAUGGGAAGAAAUUAUUGCAGCUCCAGAAAUGUCGAGUUUUAAUAUUCAUCACAACGGAGGACCGGCACCCUGGACAGAAAAAUUUAGUCUGCAAGUCUAUUUCUUUCUACAUGUGAAGCCAGCUUCUUCAAAUAGAUAUCCAUUGCACUUUUCUUGCUUCUUUCCUCCACUUCCUUCCUGCCAAGUAAAGGACUCACCUCAGUUCAAAACUAUUCUUUUUUUUUUUUUAAAUACAUGAAUAGUUCAGUAGCAAAAUCUAGCUUUAUUUUCUAUUGCUUUUUCUUUCUUUCUUUUUUCUUCUGACAAUUCAGAGGGAGCUGGUUUCUCCCAGAAUAAAAGGGCAUGUGUAAUGUUCCUUCUGUUUAAUGCACAAUCUAAAGAGAGGUUGGAAAACAGUAUUAUGCUUGUAUUGGUAAAAAAGGAUUUUCCUUAUAAGGAUUAGGUUUAAAACUCAACUUGCCCAUAUUUUAUUCACUUUAUUCAGUAGUUUUAUGUUCUAAGUCAUGCAGCAAAAUGCUCUGAGUUUCAAUGAUUUCACUGAAUUGAUCUGCUGAUUAAGAAUUUUUAUAUAUAGCUUUUAAAAGUGCAUCCUUUAUUAUUAAUAACUAAGGGGGAGUGUAAAACUGGACAAGAAGCUGGAUGCUAUUAUAUUGGUAUAGACUCAUAAUUUUUUUAAAAAUCAGAAAUCUUUUUUAAUGUAAAAAUUUUGCUGCAAUUAAAUUUGCAGGGAAGUGCUUCAGACUAGAAAAUGGCUUUGAACAAUAAAAUAUUCUGUCUGAAUUAAAAAAAAAAAAACCCAACCAAUUAGGAUGUUCAAAUACAUUCAUAUUGUCCUAUUAUUAUUAUUAUUCCCCAUAUAGUUUUUUUUCUUUUUAGAUUCUAGGAUUUAUUCUGAAUCUGAGUGUCCUAGGAUAGAAUUACAGAUUUAGUAUGUUUAUAUUAUAUUUGCCAGUUUCCUUUAAACAAGAUAAACAAAACAUUCUUAUCAGUUAGUAAAACAUGGCUGGACAUGUUAUAACUCAUCACUAUGACAUAUACAUGUAAAAGAAUGAAGAAAUAAGGUUUGCCUUGGACUGUACCAUUUUAGAGUAAAAAUACAAAGUUUAAAUUUUAAGUAUUCCCUUGAGAGUAAACACCGUCCUCCCAAAUUUAGAAAAUAACAUUUCAGAAAACAAGCUCUACCCUUUUCCCUUAGCUUUGUAGGCACCCAGUAGGCUCUAAAUUCAAGCAACUACAAUCAGAAGUGAUAUAGUUCAAUAAAAAAAAAUACUUCUUGAUUCUACUGAAUGUAUAAAAUGACCAUGUAUGUGUUAUUUUGCUCUUUUUAGCUUUCAACAUAGCAUAAAAUGAUAGAUUUUAGGAUUCCUUAUCUAUUCAACAUGGUGCUAGUAAUAUGUUGUAUGGCUAUAGAUUGGGCCUAAAAGUAUCAGACAAGGAACAGAGAAUACAGUGCCCUCCCUCAGUGAGGAAGGUGAAUAGUCAGAUAAUUUUCAUAUUCAACAGCACAAUGUCUUUGAACUCCUCUGUUUUUUAUGUACAGGUAUGAAUAUGCAUAAUACAAAACAAAAAGCUGGAUAAUGUUUUGGUUCUUUUUGUUAAUAUGCUCUAUGGGCUUCAUUUUCAAUUUUCCCCAUAUCAUCUCCAUUGUGAUGGGAGCAGAGCAAUCUUCAUCUCCUGUCCAGGAGUGUUUCAUUCCCUUAAUAUGCAUAUAAUCUCACUUUGAUGAGCGAGUUGGCUGUUGGGGUGGAUCACAGGAAACUGCCUGAUACUGAUUCAGAAUGUGGAUCCAUUUAGGACAGUAUUGCCCACACUGAGUGGCGGCAACUGUCCAGGAUUACAGAUAUGACUGUUUCUCAGCCCCAGCUAGAGAUGCUGGGGACUCCAACUGGGACCUCUUGUAUGCAAAGCAUAUCUUCUGCUACUGAGCUACAAUCUUUCGCAUAACAUCUGAAGAUGGACAAAAGAAAUAUGGAACAUUUGACUGGAGAAAUAAUAAAAGCUCAAUGAACUUGUACCUCAGAGUUUUUAUUGAAAAUAUUAUGGGUUGAAUGUUUUUCCUCCUUCUCUGUCCAUUUAGUGAGGUAGAACAAAAACUGACAUACAUGUGUACAUAUGAAAUAGUCUUGGAGGGGAUGAAGGAGAUGGAGGGUGUUGUCAGUCCUUCUGCAACACUGGCUAUAAUACAGAAUAUGCCCCAAUCUCAUAAGGCUCAGUCUAUUUAUGACACCCAUUGACAGUCAGGAACACAAUUCAGAGAACUAUUCUGAUUCCACAUUAGUGUCCCAAAGUUAGAAACUAACAUGCAAGCUUUUGAAUUUCACAAAACUUUUUGUCCUACAAAGUGAUAAAGAAGAAAAAAGAGGAAGAGGAAGAGGAAGAGAAGAAAAAAGUAGUUAAUGUUCAAGCCAGAGGAACCGUAUUUAAUUAUUUCUGAGCUGAAACGGGAGAUACGUUGCAGACUUUCAAAUUAGGUUCUAUCGAAUGCUGUGGGGGUUUCAGGUUGCACCUUCGAGUCUCUCAGUGGUGGCUGAGAAGAAGCUAAUUAACAAUGAUGGAUCUCUUCCCCCUUUUGAAAAUAUAAAAUACAGCUGUUAGAACUACUUUUGUUCUUAGCUGAAAUACACAUUCCUUGGUAGGUGAAAAACUUUUAUGUGAUUGAUUGGAAUCGUAUAUACUGUAGUGAAUACACAAGAUAUGUUUUAUGGUUUUCUACAGGGCGAAUUGCCCUGAAAAUGUGUUAAUACUGAAAAUUUGAAAUGUGCAUCUUAUCAAGGGCAAGGGGAUAAGGAAAAGACCCAGAACAGAUAUAAAUAUGAGUUGAAAGGAUUAGCAAAUUGGGAAGACAGAAGAGCCAAUAAGUGCAGAGGAAAUUAUACUGUAUAAUAAAUGUCAGGGAUGAAAUGACAAUUAUUUUCUGUGCCAUGAUAUAAACUCCUUUUUGUAGCUCUCCAGAAGUUUCUUGGGCUAAAAAAGAAUCCUUUCUUUCUAGAAGAAAUGGAGUUGAGACUUUCUCCAAACAGAUAAUAAUCUUUGCAACCAUAAGAAUGAGCACAUUGGUGUAGUCUUUUUGAAACCUAUCUUUUUUUGGAGCUCUGGGUUGGGUUAGGUUUGUCAUUUUUUUAUGGGGAGGGUCAUCCUUGUGUAUGCUGCUAUUCAUUCAUUACACAGAGGUGUGUGAACUGGGCUGCAAACAUCCUCUACUCUGUGACAGUUUCUUUUUACAAACAAAUUCACAUAACUUUGCAUGCUCUCCUGCCUGAUUUGCCAGACUUGCAGCAAGGGAGAGGGCUGCAGCCAGACUGGGAAAGAUUCAGGCCUCAGGGUUUGAUAACACAUCCCAACACUGAGCAGGAAUAAAGUCUAGAGGUUAUCAAUGCUUAUUUUGUUUCCAGUCAGUUCUCUUUGCUUUUCUGAAGUUGUUUUACCACUGCAAUCAAAGUGUAGGCAUUGCAGGUUGUAGCUAGGCCAUAUAGAAGGUAUACUCUUGAGGGACUUUCACCUAUCAAACACAUCAAUCUCAUUUGUCUGGUCUUUAGCUUGUUUUGGUGUUUGCCUAUUUUACAGUCUACGUUUGGGUUAUGGUGGGGUUAGUAUUGGGGAAUGGGGUAGGCAAUAAAACGGGGGGAGGUUGGUCACAGCUGCAGAGCCACGCAGGAAAAGUAAACUCAGAGGCCAGGAGGUAUCUUUAAGAUGAUUGAGAGUGGGGGCCUGAGGUGAAAGUAAGAACUUCCUUGGAAAUUCACCCACAGUUGUAAGACCAAGGAAAGAGCAACUCAGGAAAAUCUCCCUUGAUACCUGUACAGGUAUGCCCAAGUGGAGAUUGUAGCAUAUCAGAAGACUUGGGGCCAAGUUAAGCUUAGAUAGUCAGAAUCAUCAGGUGACUUUACUAUUUAAGCAUAUUCCUGCAUUAUUAGGUUGCUGAAGGUUUUAUUUUGA